CUCAAUCGGAUAGAGCGUCAGACUCUUAGGAGUGCAAGUUUCCAGCAGAUUCUGCGAUCUGAAGGCUGCGAGUUCGACCCUCGCGGUGGGCUACUGCGUUUUUGUCGGGGAAUCACAGCUUCCACCGCCCGGGUUACGGUCGAUCCUUUCUCGAUCACUCUGCGUAGACAAGAGGUUGCAACACACCACCAUGUCAUCGUUGGCACCGACAUACUAUCUCGCAUUCUGUUUGGUUUCUGUUUUUGUCUUGAAGACGGUUAAUGAAGUUGUCACAGAGCCGUACAUGGAUGAGCCUCUUCAUGUCCCGCAGGCGCAGGCGUACUGCAGGGGUGAUUUUUACUCUUGGGACCCAAAGAUAACAACUCCUCCAGGAUUAUAUAUAUUCAGUGUCAUCUUGAAACACAUAUUUGCUUUGAAGUGCAAUCUGGCAAUGCUUCGACUUAUACCCCUUCUUACCCUCGUGGCCCUUCCACUCGCUAUCACUCGGCUGUUAUGUUUCCACAAACGCGAACAACCCCCUUCCUCGUUCACCACACCUUCCCCCGAAGCAGUCGUACUAGCAUCCUUCCCAAUCGCUUGGUUCUUCGGUUUCUUGUACUACACGGAGGUGCCAAGUCUUCUCUUUGUGAUUUUAACUAUCACAGCCGCAACUCAAGGCAAGCAUUGGCGUGCCGCUUUCUUUGGAGCCAUAAGUUGUACAUUCCGUCAGACCAACGUUGUUUGGGUUCUUUAUGCGUAUGCAGCAAGUCAGCUCAUGCACCUCCGGUUCCGGAGGGCUGCUCCUGGUGCAGCGCCUCUGCCGAAACUGCACGAUCCACCUGCACUUGCUGCUGGUCCAGAGGAUAUCUUCAAGUCCAUAGCAAGUGCCCCGCACGUCGUACUAGACAUCCUGCAAAACUUCGUACCUUACAGUUUGGUGCUUGCAGCAUUUGCAGUAUUUGUUAUCUGGAAUGGCGGCAUUGUUCUCGGUGACAAGUCAAAUCACGUACCCGCGUUCCACAUUCCACAACUUUACUACUUCGUGGGCUUCGCAAGUCUCUUCGGUUGGCCUGCUUUGAUUAGCGGUCAAGAAGGUAUCCGUGGCUUGUUAUGGAAUAUUUGGGGACGAAUGUUCGGUAGCAGAAGGAAUGUGCUGUUCACGCUUCUAGCUUCGAUUGCCAUGGCCAUCACGAUCCACAAGUUCACGAUUCACCACCCGUUCCUUCUCGCCGAUAAUAGGCACUAUACCUUCUAUGUAUGGCGCAGAGUGUUUCUGCUCCACCCAGUUGUUCCAUACCUCUUGAUACCGGGAUACAUCGCAUGUGCAUGGGCAUGGUACAUUCGAAUAGGUGUCGAUCAAACUCUGUUACAGAACUUGCUCCUGCCCAUAUUCGUGCUUCCGACUCUGCUUCCAACGCCACUACUUGAGCCACGGUACUUUCUGAUACCGUAUAUUCUAUUGAGGGCACAAGUUGUUGAUGUUCCGGGGUGGGCGGUCGUGGUAGAGGGUGUGUGGUAUGCGGUCAUCAAUGCUGCCACGAUGUGGGUGUUCCUGUAUAAAGAGCGACCUGGGGUUGGUCGGUUCAUGUGGUAGACAAGUAGCCUUGACUGUUAUUUAUCCUUUAUUCCGCCGUACACUCCUUGUUCUUGUGUAAACGCGACGCGUGACG
Molecule: messenger RNA, 1649 nt
Organism: Somion occarium
Lineage: Eukaryota; Fungi; Basidiomycota; Agaricomycetes; Polyporales; Cerrenaceae
Source: the annotation of a GenBank genome assembly